Messenger RNA from Knipowitschia caucasica, 1758 nucleotides. The record is from the annotation of a GenBank genome assembly. Lineage: Eukaryota; Metazoa; Chordata; Actinopteri; Gobiiformes; Gobiidae.
AUGGGCCUGGAUGGCUGCCCCUUAAAUGUGAUAAUACUGCUGUGGUGCGCGCUGGUGAUGUCUGGCUUUUCGUUUGAGAUCGGCUCGUACGACUUGGAACGCGACAGACCAGCGAAGUGCGAGCCCAUCGUGAUCCCCAUGUGCCAAGGGAUCGGCUACAACCUGACCCGAAUGCCCAACUUCAUGAACCACGAUAACCAGAAAGAAGCGGAGAUCAAGCUGAAUGAAUUUGCUCCUCUUGUGGCGUAUGGCUGCGACGUGCAUCUCCGCUUUUUCCUCUGCUCUCUCUACGCCCCCAUGUGCACGGACAAAGUGUCAACCUCCAUCCCCGCCUGCAGGCCCAUGUGUGAGCAGGCGCGGGAGAGAUGUGCCCCUAUUAUGAAGAAGUUUAGCUACACCUGGCCAGACUCGCUGGACUGUUCCAAGCUGCCCACCAGGAACGACCCCAACGCGCUGUGCAUGGAAGCUCCAGAGAAUGAGACCAGGGUGGUGGAGGGCAAGAAGGGAGAGGGCAUGCUUCCACUCCCUCGCCCUCGCCAAACCGGGGCCAAUACUAACCGCUCUCCCGGCAGCAUGGGCUCCUGUGAGAACCCUGAUAAGUUCCAGUUUGUUGAGAAGAGCCAGUCCUGUGCCCCUCGCUGCUCGCCUGCUGUGGAUGUGUACUGGUCCAAGCAGGAUAAGGACUUUGCGUUUAUUUGGAUGACAGUGUGGUCCAUACUGUGUUUUGUCUCCACUGCAUUCACUGUCCUGACUUUCCUCCUGGAGCCACACAGAUUCCAGUACCCUGAGCGACCCAUCAUCUUCCUCUCCAUGUGCUAUAACGUCUACUCUGUGGCUUUUAUCAUUCGCUCCGUGGCUGGUGCUGAGAAUAUAGCGUGUGACCGUGAAUUAGGAGAGCUGUACAUCAUCCAGGAGGGGCUGGAGUCCACGGGGUGCACCAUCGUCUUCCUCAUCUUGUACUACUUUGGCAUGGCCUCAUCCAUCUGGUGGGUGAUCCUAACCCUCACCUGGUUUUUGGCUGCAGGGAAAAAGUGGGGUCAUGAGGCUAUAGAGGCUCACAGCAACUACUUCCACAUGGCAGCGUGGGGCAUCCCUGCACUGAAGACCAUCAUCAUCCUCACUAUGAGGAAGGUGGCAGGGGACGAGCUCACAGGGCUGUGCUAUGUGGGCAGCAUGGACCCCGGGGCAUUGACAGGCUUUGUCCUUAUACCUCUGUCCUGUUACCUGGUCAUCGGCACCUCCUUCAUUCUCACUGGUUUUGUGGCUCUCUUCCACAUUCGCAAAGUCAUGAAAACUGAGGGCACCAACACAGAGAAGCUUGAGAAACUCAUGGUGAAAAUUGGCAUCUACUCCAUCCUGUACACAGUGCCAGCCACAUGUGUGAUAGUCUGUUACUUCUAUGAAAGACUCAAUAUGGACUACUGGAAGCUCAGAGGACGACAAAUGAAGUGUGGCUCUUUUAACAGCCACAACAGUGACUGCUCGCUGCAGAGCUCUGUGCCCACUGUGGCAGUGUUCAUGCUGAAGAUCUUUAUGUCUCUGGUGGUGGGCAUCACUAGUGGAGUGUGGGUCUGGAGCUCCAAGACCCUGCAGACCUGGCAGGGCCUGUGCAGCAGAAAGCUGACUGACAGGACUAGUAACAGAAAGCCAUGCAACAGUGUGAGCUGCAGUAGUACUCAGUGCCACUACAAGUCUCCUGCUGUGGUCCUGCACAUGGCAAAGACUGAGCUGCACUCAGACAGCCCCACACACGUCUGA